Solenopsis invicta (red fire ant) is the source of this 7796-nucleotide messenger RNA. RefSeq names its product atrial natriuretic peptide receptor 1. Gene Ontology annotation, cellular component: membrane. Gene Ontology annotation, biological process: protein phosphorylation; cGMP biosynthetic process; intracellular signal transduction. The record is from RefSeq and is a predicted model, not a curated record. Lineage: Eukaryota; Metazoa; Arthropoda; Insecta; Hymenoptera; Formicidae. The transcript is spliced from 22 exons. Bases 1891 to 5844 code for a protein of 1317 amino acids. Gene Ontology annotation, molecular function: peptide receptor activity; protein kinase activity; ATP binding.
GGAAGGGAGAGAGAGCCGGAGGCAGGAAGAGUGCGGCAGAGAGUGAGGGGAGAUGAGAACGCAGAGGAGGAGGAGCGAUCGUCGACUUCGGUGGGCGAUCCGGAGUACCGUGCUUUCCUUCGGUUCGCUCUCAGUUUCAAUCGCGCGUUCCGAGCUUGCUCCGGAUGAGCGUAAACCGGGGAAAUCGGAGAGAUCGGUGGACCGGGGACCGCGAAAUCUAAAAUCAUCCGUGCAAAAAAAAAAAAAAAACAAUGAAGCACCUCGAAAUAUGAGUGACGAGGGAUGGGGGAUCACGAUCAGCCCGAUCGCUCGCCGAUCGAUCUCGAUCGCGAACACCGGCUCAUCCUCGUGACUGGCUGUUUUCAAGAGAUGCCACACGCGUGCGACACGUGUUCCGUGAUGCAAUCGAAUGAUCCGUGAGACGGUGGAGCUAAUUGAGUUCACUUGCGAAUACAGUUGGAAUACAGUGAGAAAGUUGAUCUAUCAGUGAAGGAGCUGCUGGAGAACGGUCCUGUCGCGUUUCCUACCGAUAUAUCACGACCGCGUCGUCGACGAUACGGUCCAGGACGCGCGUGUCGUUCGCCGUUAAAAAGAACAUCGGCAAGGCUUUUUUUUUCUCUAUCUACGGUAAAGAGGGCCGAGACAUCUCGAGUUCGAAAUUGUUCGUUCGUGCGUGCAGCUGUCUCUCUGCCGGCUCUCUCGACCGGAAAGCACGUGACAUUGUCCCACUGGGUGUUCCAGACACUCCUUUCCUAUAUAGGAAAGGAUCGGAACAUGAUCUUUGUACGAAUUGACUGGUCUACUCACGUUUACGGUUGGCAAACUUCGUGAAAUGCAAAGAAAACUUCAUGUUAAAUCUAAUACAAUGCUGAAUUUUUCACCAUGCGAUUUCGAAUUUCGUGGAAAAGAUACAUCUGAUGUUAUUAAAAAAUUCGAUUUUGCCCUCUUUCUGUGUACGUGAUAAUUGAAGAUAAAAAACGAGCAAUUUUCGGUAUAAACUUACACAAUUUAAAAAAAGUGGUGACAUUUUACAAUUAUUUGUAGACUUAAAAUGUAGAAGUAAACAUGCAGAACAAAUACGAUUAUGCGUGCAGUGUAACGAGAUUAAUCAAGACGUUUCCCACUUUCUAAUUUCGGUACCCGUUUCGCAACCGAGCUCCUAAAGAGCACGUAUGCCUCGUAAUUAGUGAAGUCAUGAUGGUCGGGACGUCUAAUGAUUAUCGUUUCAUCGAAGUUAAAUUGGACCGCGCCAGGAAAUGCAGCGAAGCUCUCAAGCGAAGAUCUAACGCUUUACAGGAGAAGCGAGAUUAUUCACAGCAAUUAUCUUACGAGGACACUAAUGUAAAAUUAAAAAAAUUCUUCCGUGCGUAAAUGCAAGACGUGUUCUUACGCGCAUUAUGAGAAUGGCGAAGAACGAAGACGAACGAAAACACAGCGCACGCCCGUCAAAAUCACGGAGGACAAUCAACGUAUUGUCUCUCCGGAGGGAAUAAAGGAUGUAUAUCACUAUAUAUGGAAAUGUGUUUAACAAUACGUGGCAAAAGAAAUGCGAAAUUAUGAGUCGCUGAUCUUUUUAUCCUUUUCAUCCACGUAUCGCGUUGGAUGCAAAUUCAACAAGAUAUGAAUCACGCCAAGCGCGUUAUUAUAUGUACGCUUAAUAACGAACGCUUAAACCACGCGAGAUACAUUGCGCUCGGGAUGCUCCACAUGAGACUCGAUGUAAUACUAAAAUGCGAGGGGAACGGCUACCCGAACCCUACGAGCAGCCGAGAGUGACUCGUUCUUCCUCUCGCGUAACCGACCGCAAUGCGGAAAAUGCUUCGCAACGCGUAAUAAUUAGACAGACAGCCCCGUCGAGAUAAAGGUGUAACGCGUGUCAGGGGAGACGCGAUGGCAUCGCGGACGAGAAAGCGGUGGUGCGCGAAUGGUGUUUUAGUACGAUUGACGCUGACUCUGUCUAGUUUGUGCGCGAGUCAUUGUGCGAAUAUCGGCCUGAUGACGACGACGACGGCGACUACGGGGACAACGGGAAUGACGACGGCUACGACGAUGACUACGACGGCUGGUGACCUUACGGAAUGCAUCGGGGGUAUCCAGAUAGUGAGAUCCAAGAAAGAGGUGAGACUAGCUGUGAUCGUGCCAGGUGAUCCUCGCCACGAGCAGAGUUUGCAGAGGGUGUUACCGGCGAUAUUGCUGGCUGUGAAAUACGUCAGCUCACCCAGGGGACCUCUACCAGGAUGGGACAUCAAGGUGGACUCUCGUGACUCAAACUGCUCCAGCAUUAAGGGACCGCUGUACGCGUUCGAGUUCUACACCAACAAGACAGCAGACGCUUUCCUGGGUCCCGUGUGCGAAUACGUGAUCGCGCCCGUGGCUAGAUACGCGGGUGUAUGGGGCAUACCCGUGCUGACGGCAGGCGCGCAGGCGGAAGCGUUCCGUUUCAAGGGUGAUUUUCCCACGUUGACCAGGAUGAUGGGCUCUCACCAAUUGGUGAGCGAGGCGCUCAGACAUAUUCUAUGGCGUUUCGGAUGGAAAAUCUGCGGCCUGCUGUUACACAAUUACAACAAGGCCAACAAGGACAAAAAAGGCAAUUCCGAGUGCUACUUCAGACUCAGCGCCGUCUUCGGGGCGAUCGAAUCCAAGCUCAAUUACAAGCCGGAAGUCAAGGCGUUCGACCAGGAGACGACCACCGCCGAGGAGUACAGAGACUUGCUCACCCAUAUCUCGAAAACUGCACGGAUCAUAGUGAUGUGCGCUAAUUCAACGACCAUCCGAGAAAUAUUGCUGGCUGCCGAGGAACUCGGGAUGGUGGACUCAGGGGAGUACGUUUUCUUCUCCAUAGAGCUCUACUCCAGCGAUAACAACUCCAAGGAACCAUGGAGGAUCGAGGGCGACACCGACGAGAGGAAUGAGAAGGCCCGAAAGGCUUAUCAAGCGUUGCUAACGGUGACGACGCGCACCCCCGACAACCAAGAGUAUCAGAAUUUUUCGCGCGAAGUUAAAUCCUUGGCUCAAAGCAAAUACAACUUCACCUUUGGCAAUAGUUCGGUCUCCACCUUCGUGACGGCGUUUUACGACGCCGUACUGCUUUAUGCCCUCGCCCUUAAAGAGAGCCUGCAGGAAAAGCCGGGUGAGGUCAUUCCAGAUGGCGGUAAUUUGACCCGCAGAAUGUGGGGAAAGAGUUUCAAGGGAAUAACUGGCGAUGUAAACAUCGACGAAAAUGGCGACAGAAUUGUGGAUUAUUCUUUGCUGGACAUGAACCCAGAAACAUCCAGAUUUGAAAUUGUGGCCAAUUAUAAUGGUGUGAAUAAAACAUUGGAAUAUAUUCCCGGGAAGCAAAUUCACUGGGCCGGUGGUCGUUUGGAACCACCUCCGGAUACUCCUGCUUGCGGAUUCGAUGGGUCGUUGUGUCCCGAUAAUUCUCUUCCGGGAUACGCUAUUCUCUCCAUGGUAUUGAGUUCCAUCGUAGUUGUUCUCGUCGUUGGUUCAAUACUUAUUUAUCGGCGCUUCAAACUGGAAGCGGAAAUUGCCUCCAUGACGUGGAAAGUGAAUUGGAACGACGUACACAUGGUGCCUAACGCGAGACUAAGGGGCUCCAUGAACUCCCUAAUCGCGACUAACAGACAGUUGCACAGCAGUGAACUGACGAUAUAUUCUGUAGAUAACGCGAGUAUGGCAGGUGGUGCUGAUAGACAUGUGUAUUUUCCGACUGGAAUUUAUAAGAAUUCGAAAGUCGCUAUAAAAUUUAUACCGAGGGACAAAGUGGAGAUCUCAAGACCUUUGCUACUGGAGUUAAAGCGGAUGAAGGAUCUCCAGCACGAUCAUCUUGUACGAUUUUACGGUGCCUGUGUCGACUCGCCGUAUUGUUGCCUCCUAACCGAAUACUGCCCCAAAGGAUCUCUCCAGGACAUACUAGAGAACGAGCAGAUAAAGCUCGAUCGCGUAUUCAGAGGAUCCCUGAUACACGACAUCGUGCGCGGCAUGGUGUAUCUUCAUACGUCGGAAGUGAAGAGUCACGGUAAUCUCAAGUCUUCGAACUGCGUCGUCGAUUCGCGAUUCGUCCUGAAAAUCGCCGACUUCGGCUUGCACGAGCUGAGGAGGAGCGCGGACGAGGACGCGGACGAUGAGAAAAACAGCUACGCCUAUUGGAGGAAACAACUGUGGACAGCACCGGAGUUGCUGAGGACGGAGAGACGACCGCCCGAGGGCACUCAGAAAGGUGACGUGUACAGCUUCGCUAUAAUCGUUCACGAGAUCGUGGUGCGCCAAGGGCCAUUCUACUUGGGAGACAAUAACGAACUCUCUCCAAAGGAAAUAGUAGAAGGUGUCAGAAGAGGUGGCGGUUCACCCUUAAGGCCUGUAAUCGACGAUGCUUCCGUUGAAGAAGAGGUAGCUACAUUAAUGAGGAAAUGCUGGGCGCAAGAUUCCGCGGACCGACCGGACUUUCCCGCAUUGAAGCAAACGAUUCGUAAAAUUAAUAAGGACUAUGAGAGCAGCAAUAUCUUGGACAAUUUAUUAUCCCGCAUGGAGCAAUACGCCACGAAUUUAGAAACGCUGGUGGAGGAACGCACGGCUGACUACCUCGAGGAGAAACGUAAAUGCGAGGAACUUCUUUACCAGUUACUACCAAAAUCGGUGGCGUCGCAGUUGAUCCUCGGCCAAAGCGUAAUCGCCGAGACGUACGAUCAAGUGACAAUUUACUUCAGCGACAUCGUGGGUUUCACCAGCCUGUCGGCCGAGAGCACGCCUAUGCAGGUGGUCGAUCUGCUGAACGACCUCUACACGUGUUUCGACUCCAUUAUCGAGAACUUCGACGUUUACAAGGUGGAAACGAUAGGGGAUGCUUAUAUGGUCGUAUCGGGAUUACCGGUGAGAAAUGGCAUGAAUCACGCUAGAGAAAUUGCGAGGAUGAGUUUAGCCCUCAGGGAUACAGUAAUGACAUUCAGCAUUCGCCAUAGACCAACCGAGCAAUUAAAACUUCGUAUCGGCAUGCAUUCUGGACCAUGCGUGGCCGGCGUAGUAGGUCUCAAGAUGCCCAGAUACUGCCUGUUCGGCGAUACGGUCAACACAGCAUCCAGGAUGGAGAGCAAUGGAGAAGCUCUGAAGAUCCAUGUCAGCCCGAAGACGAAGGAAAUACUGGAUACCUUUGGUACAUUCGAACUCAUCUGCAGGGGAGAAGUGAUAUUAAAGGGUAAAGGUCCAAUGACCACUUAUUGGUUGAUGGGCGAAAAACCGACGAACAACAACGUGCAACAAGCAAAUCUCACGACGACGAUGAGCCAAAUAUCGAUUCUACAGGAUCAACAUCCCGUCGCCACUCAAAUUCAGACGGCGCAACCGAAGCAACAGGAGCAACGGGCGCUCACAUCCGCUAGCCAGCAGCACAAAUUUUACGGUCAGUCGGAUCAGCCUUACCCGACCCAACAAUCGAUUCAGUCGAGGAGUCAGGAGCCGCGGCAGCAGGGACAUCCAGGUCAACAGAGACCGCAGGAGUCGCAGCAUCAGAGUUUAAUGACCGCCCAACCGCGGUGUCAAGCGGUCCCGACUAAUUCGUCGUCGGCCACGAAUCAGAUUCAGGGUCAGAAAUCCGUUGCGAUUAAUCUCUCCUGCGGCCUCGCUGGCGUGACUGGAAACGGUGCGCCCAAAUCGGUGGUCGCGUCGCGCACCGGCGUCGCGACGCCGAUCGGUAACUCCUCACCAUCCCGCAAUCGCACGAGCGGAUCGCCGAGCGCAAACAACUCCGUACAUCAGGUAUACCCGACAGCCGAGAGCAUGCCCAAUCACACCGAGAGUGGUCCCAACGCGCCGCUCCUGCUACCUGCGGGCGCAGUCCCUAGAGUCUAGCUCUCCUAAGAUACCUUUUCGACGAUAUCCAUCUUGUUGAACCUCUGAAGAAUUAUAUCGUGGGGCAACCGAGUCGAUCGAUAAUCGGGUUUGUUGGUGAGAAAGCGGAAUACAUUUGUGGUCGAAACUGAAGCGAGAGAGGGUGAAUCGAGGGCGAUGAGACUUGUAACGAAAGCGAAGGAUUUGCCCAUCAUCCUGAUCUGCUAAAGCUUUCAAAAUUCAGAUUCUUCGUUUUGGAAGUAAUCAAAGUGAUUUGUGAACAUAUCGUGGUCUUCUAUAAAAUUUACGACGAGGGUGCUUAUCUUGAAUUAAUUAACGUUUCACAAUUUGUUUUUUUUUUAAUUUCUAGAAAGUGUUUAUUAAAUUAGAAUUCUACGUAAUCAAUUAGCGGAAAAUUGGCUCUUGGUACUAUAAAUCUCCUAACUAUGUUAUUGCGAUAGAUAUAGCUGACAAAGCGGGACCGACUCCAAGUUCGCUAAAAGUGUGAUCUCUUCCUACAAGGUAUUAUGGAACCAAUGUUUACUGAUUAAUGCAAUUUAGAAUAAAUACAAGUAUCGCGCGAGAAUCGUGCGAUAAGAGUGAAUAAUGGGAAUUACUGGGUCGGAUAAAUAUCCGAAUCCAGAAAAAGAGAGGAAGGAACAAUUAAUUAUAGAGAAAUACACGAUUGACGUACUUUUGCCAAGGGUACUUAUAGUCUUCUAUAUGGACACAGUAUUAUAUCGGUCGUGUGCGUGUAUGCAUGUUUUAAUUAACCGUACUAAAGCGAGAACAUUCGCGUUUCUCGUUUACGCGCACAUGUCCCCGUGAGAUUCGUUUGCGACGUAAAUGCAACGGGCUUAUUAAUUAACUUAGCGGCAAGUUUUCCAAAGUUAGCAGCGGCCAGUACUUGACUUCCACCGAGCCUUGCGCGCCGAGUUACCGAAUUAAUUAAAAUCCGAUAGCAAAUGCAGCAGGCAAAUUCAGAUCUUCUCUCUUUACGAGGAUCUUAGGCUCUAUUUUACAAAAAAAAAAAAAAAAUGAUUGUGAUUGACUGAAUCGUCUGUCUAUAUUACUAUUCAAGAUCUCGAGAGAAAGAGAGAGCGAGAGAGAAAUACUUAAAGUUAAACUUUAUCAAAAUCGAUUAAAUUGACUUAAAAUUAAUCGUAAGAAAAAUAACGGUUUUCUCUGACCAAAAUGGUAUACGUUCUAUAGAAAUAUUUUUGCGUAAGCUUCUUCCAAUACAACGUUUUUAUUUACUGUAAAAUAUUUUUCGCAUCCUUCCGAACUCAUCUGCGAAAUCAUCGGAUCACGAGCAAAGCAUCAUGAAAGACAUAGCUCGGCCACAGUGUUUAUCGUCGCAUGCCGACACGACAAAUAUUACCGUUCGCAACGCGUCGCGAGACCCACGCAAACACAGAGAUUCCGUACCUAUAUGUGUAAGGAUGUUAUAUAUAAAUAUACAAAAGAGAAAAAAAAGAGAUAUAUAUGUAUACGCAAGUACAUGUAUAUGUUACGAGAUUAGAUUAUAUAUAAAUAUAUGUAUAUGGCUGCAAAAGCAAAAGUUACCGUAGCUAACAUCGAUGUUUAGGGCCAUUCGUGGCAAACGGAGGCUGGGCCUCUCGCAAAACAAUUAUAUGACGUGUCUGAGAAAUUAAUACCGAUUGCUGGUGCAUAUGUCUGCGAAGGACAAGCCAUACACAAGCAUAUACACACACACACACAUACAUAUAUACAUACAUUUAUACGUACAUAAGGCAGAUAUGCGCACGUGCAGUCGCGAUUGCAUACCCGUGUUUAAUGUAUGAACGAACGGUGCAGGUGGCUGAUGAUACUCCGCGGUCGCCUUGCUGUAAACGUGGUGUGGUGGCACGAGGAGUGUGACGCAUCGUAAAGAGUGAAAUUCUGUCUGUGUCAAUCUCUCUUUCAACGAUGUACCAAUGAAUAUUCCGAAAAUAAAGUUUAAUCGUUUUCAA